Molecule: messenger RNA, 657 nt
Organism: Telopea speciosissima
Lineage: Eukaryota; Viridiplantae; Streptophyta; Magnoliopsida; Proteales; Proteaceae
Product: protein AE7-like 1
Exons: 5
Coding region: 76-540 (154 amino acids)
Biological process (GO): iron-sulfur cluster assembly
Source: RefSeq, a predicted model, not a curated record
GGUGUGGAGUCACUGUGGUGGAACUGGUGAAAGAGUUGUUGAAUUCACAGGGUGAGAGAAAGAGAGGGAGAAACGAUGACGUUGGGGUUGAUCAAUGCUAAUCCGAUCGUACACGCCAAGAAGGAGAGAAUCGCUCGUACCGAAGAUCUCCAUGGCGAUGAUGCCGUUGAUCCCCUCGAAAUCUAUGAUUUUGUGAGGGAUAUUAGAGACCCAGAACAUCCUUAUUCCCUUGAACAGCUGAGCGUUCUCUCUGAGGAAUCCGUUACGGUCGAUGAAAAGCUUGGACGUAUUCUGAUAACUUUCACCCCCACUAUACAGCACUGUAGUAUGGCACCGGUCAUUGGUUUAUGUCUUCGUGUUAAACUGAUGGGAUGUUUCCCUCCGCAUUACAAGGUUGAUAUUAAAGUCUCCCCUGGCUCUCAUGCAAAUGAAGAAUCAGUUAAUAAGCAGCUGAAUGAUAAAGAAAGAGUUGCUGCUGCACUGGAGAAUCCCAACCUUCGCCAACUUGUAGAUGAAUGCCUCUACUCAAAUGAACUCUAGGGGAGCUUGUGAGUUUGUUGUAGAGCAUUUUGUACAGUAAAUAUGCUGUUAAUUGGUGUAUGCUGCCAUACAUGACUUCUAUUUUGUAUCAAUGUGUUGGAUCCCAUUCUGCUUUCA